Messenger RNA from Glarea lozoyensis ATCC 20868, 1095 nucleotides. Its product is annotated as Protein kinase-like (PK-like). Bases 1 to 1095 code for a protein of 364 amino acids. Lineage: Eukaryota; Fungi; Ascomycota; Leotiomycetes; Helotiales; Helotiaceae. The record is from RefSeq and is a predicted model, not a curated record. The transcript is spliced from 4 exons. Gene Ontology annotation, molecular function: ATP binding; MAP kinase activity. Gene Ontology annotation, biological process: protein phosphorylation; intracellular signal transduction. Gene Ontology annotation, cellular component: nucleus; cytoplasm.
AUGUCGAACCGCGCUCCAGGACAAUCGGGGUCGCGCAAGAUCAGCUUCAACGUCUCGGAGCAGUACGAUAUCCAAGAUGUCGUGGGCGAGGGUGCAUACGGUGUGGUCUGUUCGGCCCUGCACAAGCCAUCGGGCCAAAAGGUCGCAAUUAAGAAGAUUACGCCGUUCGACCAUUCUAUGUUUUGCCUGCGAACCCUGCGAGAAAUGAAACUCCUUCGAUACUUUAACCACGAGAACAUCAUUUCGAUUCUGGAUAUCCAGAAGCCUCGAUCGUACGAGUCGUUUACUGAGGUGUAUCUGAUUCAAGAAUUGAUGGAAACCGAUAUGCACAGAGUUAUUCGAACCCAAGACCUCUCCGAUGACCAUUGCCAAUACUUCAUCUACCAAACCCUUCGUGCACUCAAAGCCAUGCAUUCAGCGAAUGUUCUUCACCGUGAUCUCAAACCCUCCAACUUACUUCUUAAUGCCAACUGCGAUUUGAAAGUCUGCGAUUUUGGUCUCGCUCGAUCGGCUGCUUCUCACGAAGACAACUCCGGUUUCAUGACGGAAUAUGUUGCUACGAGAUGGUACCGUGCGCCGGAAAUCAUGUUGACAUUCAAGGAGUACACAAAGGCGAUUGAUGUUUGGUCUGUUGGGUGUAUCUUGGCUGAGAUGUUCAGCGGGAAGCCUCUUUUCCCUGGAAAGGAUUACCACCACCAGUUGACACUGAUCCUGGAAAUCCUCGGCACACCAACAAUGGAAGAUUACUAUGGCAUCAAAUCCCGACGUGCGCGCGAAUAUAUCCGUUCCCUCCCAUUCAAGAAGAAGGUCGAUUUAGAAGUUCUCUUCCCCGACAAACCACGGGACGAAGAAGAUGACCCAAAACAACCACCUCCUGCCAUCCAACUCCUCCAGGCGCUGUUGGAAUUCAACCCGGCAAAGAGAAUCACGGUCGAGAAGGCUCUAGAACAUAAAUAUCUCCGUCCGUACCAUGACAAAGAUGAUGAGCCAACGGCUGCUCCCAUCCCAGAGGAAUUCUUUGAUUUCGAUAAAAACAAGGAUAAUCUGACCAAGGAACAGCUGAAGGAGUUGAUUUAUACGGAGAUUAUGCGAUAG